AACUUAGCCAACUUGGCAGGGGACUGACUGAAUCGUUUAUCUGCUGAUUUCCUCCACCUGCUGCUGCUGUGCGUGGAGGAUGCAUGGGGAGAAGUUCAACCGAGUGAGUUGCGAAACGUGCUUCCUUCGCGCGGGAUACAAUUGUGCCUUAUUUUCGUUCUUCUUCGACACCUCCACUUUGCCCCUUCAACCUGAUUCCAAGCGAAUAGUGGCUUUUGCGGUGCAACGCCUGCGGUAGAUGAGGGGAUGAAGCAGCAUCGUGCUGAUUCUGUCAGUCAUCAUUCUUGUUGUGUUGUGCACACCCUAGCAGUGAAAUGAGCGGAAAGAAUGAGGAAUCCGAGUCUCCGAUGGGUUGCACGUCCGCGCCAAACGAUCCAAGACUCCAAGUGAAUACCUAGGUCUGAUCUCCGAUGCUCUUUGUUAUUCUCUGGUACUGUCCGCCAUCGCCCAAAUCUCAGAUGCUGGGAUACCCCAAAGAGCCUCGAAAUGAGCCCAAGACGGCAGUGCGUAAGGCUUCGGUAGAGCAUCGACCACCUGUAGUCAUCCUCGGCACUCGUCUCUUUGGGUACCAAUGCUUCAUUUAUCAAUUCAUCAAUGUUCCCUUUCAUCGUGUUGAUCGUCACCGCGCAAAUCCCGAUGACAUACAAGCCGGUUGUAACGAUCGUUGGCAAGCUUCACUGAGGCCCGCGCAUAAAGUUCAUCUCUCCGAUCUGGAGUCCCGCGGGUGCAUCUUCUUGGCCGAUGUCACGUUCAACGGCGUCCAGAGGAGGCUCACGGACUCUACGGCUCAGUCUCUGUUGCUACCUGUCGGCGAUAACGUUUGCAGGCAAGCUGUUCCGCGGACUGUGGACAGCUUCUGGGAGAUACGGCGGCUUCGUUCUCGAAUGUUUUCGCGCUUGUGAGAACUCAAGGAAACACGAAGGUAACCCAACUUUCAAUGAC
Molecule: messenger RNA, 942 nt
Organism: Colletotrichum phormii
Lineage: Eukaryota; Fungi; Ascomycota; Sordariomycetes; Glomerellales; Glomerellaceae
Exons: 2
Coding region: 411-902 (163 amino acids)
Source: RefSeq, a predicted model, not a curated record